This is a messenger RNA of Osmerus eperlanus (European smelt), 954 nucleotides long. RefSeq names its product transmembrane protein 196. The transcript is spliced from 4 exons. The record is from RefSeq and is a predicted model, not a curated record. The coding region runs from base 118 to 483 and encodes 121 amino acids. NCBI's taxonomy places the organism in Eukaryota, Metazoa, Chordata, Actinopteri, Osmeriformes, Osmeridae.
UCUUUCUCUAAAUCUGCGAUCUGUAUCUAUCUCUUUCUUUUGUCUCUUUGCCACUCUCUCUCUCUCUCUCUCCCUGUCUAUCUCUCUCUCUCUCUCUCUUAGUUUCUUGUCUGUGGGAUGUGUGGAAUCCUGUGUGCUAAGAAGAGGACUGGUCUCAUUAUGAUCCUGUUCUCAGCUUGUUGUAUCUGUGGUCUGAUUGGCGGGAUUCUGAACUUCCAGUUUGUCCGAGCGUUGUCUAGACGACCAGACUCUCUGCGUUCUCUUCACCUGGCAGCCAUGACGCUGGCCUGCCUGGGUAUCUCCUCCUGUACCUUGUCCACAUGGCUCACAUGCCGCCUGGCCAGCUCAGAGCAGCAGAGGAUGUUCCUGGAGCGAGAACACUCCCUGCACCACUCACACGAGAUGGCUGAGAAGGAGAUCCUGGACAACUCCAGUAACGGCAUCCCCCAAAUCUCAUACACUGGUCACACCUCCUCGCCCUAACUUCAUCAUCAGGCAUUAUGACGUCAUCACAGGGGGCUGCGUUCAGCAAGAGCUGUUCUGAAAGGUUCUUUCGCCAGGAAACAAAACAGGACUCCUUUGCAACUGAACUGCUGGUACUUCUUCUCUGUGUGUGGACAUCUAACUGAGGGUUACGGACCUAUGUGAUUGGACCACUGAUAUGACAUAAUUGUUCUGCUGACCUCUGAUAGCACGGAGAUAAAGGACAAACAACCAAUCAGGCGCUUUAAAGUGGGACGAACACAAAACAAGCAUGCAAAUGAUUCUCUCUCUCUCUUUCUCUCUCAUUGUUUAAAAUUGAGGAGCAGGUUUGGAGGCAGACUACAGUUAUGCGGCCAACCUAUUUGGCCUUAUGUAGAGUGCUAUGAUGUGAAAUAUCCAGCAAGUUAUCUAUGAUUAUUUAUGAACCAACAAUAUUUUUUAUAAAAGCUUCUUAAUAAAACAGAAAUUAAA